Molecule: messenger RNA, 563 nt
Organism: Hippopotamus amphibius kiboko
Lineage: Eukaryota; Metazoa; Chordata; Mammalia; Artiodactyla; Hippopotamidae
Gene: TSACC
Product: TSSK6 activating cochaperone
Exons: 4
Coding region: 124-501 (125 amino acids)
Cellular component (GO): cytoplasm
Molecular function (GO): protein-folding chaperone binding
Source: RefSeq, a predicted model, not a curated record
GCAAGCGCCAAGGCUCGGGCAGUUGGCCGGCACGCCACUGCGCAUGUGUUUCAACUACGACGGUGGGUCCUGGGGUUGAGGCUUUCGAUUAACACCGCAGGCACCACACCUGUUGGUGUGCAGAUGGCGCAGCAUUCAAGUCAUCCUACUCACGGAAGAGCCAAAGAGGAAGGUAAUGCUGUGCCUCUUUGUCGAGCCAAACCCUCCCCCAGUUUUAUUAAUCUUCAAGCAAGUUCCCCACCAGUCACUUCCCUGAAAAUCCCGGCAACAAAGCUACCCUCAGGAAUUGACCACAAGCCCAAGGAAUGCCUAGGACUCCUAGAAUGUAUGUAUGCCAAUCUCCAGCUUCAGACCCAGCUUGCCCAACGGCAGAUGGCUAUUUUGGAAAAUUUACAAGCAUCCAUGACACAACUGGCUCCUGGGAGAGAAAGCAAGAACUCUUCUCUCCCAGCUUUAUCUCACAAUCUGUUGUUAAAUCAUCUGCCCCAAUUCAGGAAAUGAAUUGUGGAACAAAGUUAUUGUGUAUGUUUCCCCUAACUCUCUUCCCGGUAAACCCUUGAUGG